ACUGUUGACUGUUCUGAACAGGUUGGUCGAAGUAUACGUGUCAGAUGAUUAUUGUUUUAUUAUUGUUUUGAUUGAGAAGAACAUAAUAAAUGCUAAUUUUUGAGACUUAAACAGGUGCUUUGCAUAAAAACGAAGCCUUCUUUAGGCGUCUCUUGCAAUAUCACGCUGAACUAGCAAAAACAAAGCUGGUUUAUCGCGAGUGUAUCCUUGUUGCAAACAUGUCGUCUGCAUUUCUUGUUGUCAUUGCUUUCUCUUUGGGGACAAGCUGUUGUCUUGCUCAGCAAGGUCAACCGAUGCGAUUUGAAACUCCUAAAAUGAACGAAGAGGAAGAGCACUCGAUGCAUAUCCCUGGUUCCUUCGAAAUGCGGUGUGACGCUUGUACAGCUGUUGCUUAUCAACUCACGGCAAAACUCAAGCGUGCGGAGGAUAAACGUCCGUCGUUGAAGAAGAAGGGUUUAUCAGAGUCAGAAUAUCUUGACAUAAUUGAAGAUGUCUGUGACAAUGCCUGGGACAAUUAUGGCAUAAAAACUGUAGAUGGAGUUAACCGUUUAAGUGGCGAAGGUUUAGAAGCGAAGGAUGUCCCUGGAAUGAUGCAAGGCGGAGGAAAGUGGCCAAAUAGACUUAGAGAAAAAUGUUCAACUGUUGCUGGAGAUGUCGGCGAAGAUGAGAUAUACAAAGAGUUUCGCAGAAGAGGGGAACUAACAACUUUUCUUUGCCAAGAAUUUUCAACAGACUGUGUCAGGGAAUCUCACAAUGAACUAUAGUUGUUUCAAAAUUGUUAACAAAUAUUUUUAAAUUUGCUUCUUUUAAAGUCUUAAGAUGAGAUAGGCUUUGCUUUAACCUGCUGUUUUUUGCUUGAAGAUCAUUUGAUGGUACAUUUCAUUA
Molecule: messenger RNA, 885 nt
Organism: Dendronephthya gigantea
Lineage: Eukaryota; Metazoa; Cnidaria; Anthozoa; Malacalcyonacea; Nephtheidae
Product: marginal zone B- and B1-cell-specific protein-like
Exons: 4
Coding region: 219-764 (181 amino acids)
Biological process (GO): regulation of B cell proliferation
Cellular component (GO): endoplasmic reticulum chaperone complex; extracellular region
Source: RefSeq, a predicted model, not a curated record